AUGACUCCUUUACUGCCAACUAGAACAUACCUUUCCUUCAGGACGAGUGCACAUCGAAUACAAAUGUAUAAUGUUUGGAGUGAGCUUGACUAUAACGUGGUGACAUUUGACUAUCGAGGCUAUGGCGACUCAGAAGGCACUAUAUCGGAGCGCGGGAUAGUCAGUGAUAGUCGCCUCGUCUAUAAGUAUGUACUACAUCAUAGCGGUAAGAAUACUGUCCUAAUAUGGGGCCACUCCAUGGGUACAGGCGUUGCCGUUCACUUAGUAAGUGACCUCUGCCUCGAUAAAACACCUCCUGAUGGUCUCGUUCUUGAGUCACCGUUUAACAAUUUUAAAGAUUUCACGAUAAGCAGCAUAAAGGGCAAACCAUUAAGUUGGAUGUUUCAAGAAAUGCUGCAAAGAUAUCUUCUGGACCCCCUCAAAAAAGCUGGGAUUGAUAUGAACUCGGAUGAACGGAUUUCAAAGUGUGUUGAAAUGCCAAUUUUUCGUCAGGCAUUAUUGGAGGCUAUUCUUUCCCUUUACUUUGAUCUGAUACUAAUAUGUCACUUUGGGAAGAAAGCUCAGUGUAUUGUUUGGGUUGUAAAACGCCUAUUGCUGCAUAACGACAGACUUUUACAGGAUGCUGCAGUGGCUUCAAAGCGCGAUAUCAAGUACGUAGAGUUUCCAGCGGCUAGGAAUUAUAAACACCACUGCAUCUAUCUAGCGCCUGAGCUCGUUACUCUCAUACCGUAA
This is a messenger RNA of Cylicostephanus goldi, 732 nucleotides long. The record is from the annotation of a GenBank genome assembly. NCBI's taxonomy places the organism in Eukaryota, Metazoa, Nematoda, Chromadorea, Rhabditida, Strongylidae.